Molecule: messenger RNA, 255 nt
Organism: Protopolystoma xenopodis
Lineage: Eukaryota; Metazoa; Platyhelminthes; Monogenea; Polystomatidea; Polystomatidae
Source: the annotation of a GenBank genome assembly
AUGCCGCAUCUUUAUGACUCAACUACUGAUAAGCCGUCUAGUAACAUCAAAACUCGUCCCGGCUGGGCGUUAAUAAAGCUGUUAUGUUGCCACCUGCCCUAUUUGGCCAAAGACCGGCGUCGAAAGCCCAUCAACAUGGGCCCCUGUUUGGUCAAGCCAGUUGGUACAGUCGGAGGCUGGCGAAGGUGCAGACACGGAGCUCGGAACGGCCUGCAAAUGAGCGCGUACGAAAAGAGGAUGGAAUGGAGGCUGUGA